AGAAGUGUUUACAUUCAAAAACUGUUAAGUGUAGCGAGUGACACAGUGACAUUAGACCAAACAAAAAGGGCUUCAACUUGUACAUCUCUUUUGAAAAUGCAUACUUUUUUUUUCUGAAACGCACUUCUUGACGGUUACGAUACAUAGUUCUUGAGUCGUUUUGUGUUUGUUUUUAUUUCCCUGACAACUGAAGGACGCCAUCGGUAGAGAUGGCGAUAAACCCGCUACCAGAGAUAUUCACUGAACUGAUACUACACCAGCGAAAAAAAUCAGGUUUAAGCAAGACUGUGAAACAUAAUGAUGAAGAUGUGAAUGCUGUUGCCUACAAGUCAUUUAAAGAGGCUGAAGAUGUGUAUAGGAAGAUGUUUAUUCAAAGUGACCCCUUAGUAGUUGAACCAGUUAAGGUUGAUGACGUUGUUAUGGAUUACAUUGAAAAAAUUAAAUUUAAGGAACUGGACAUCAUUAAAAAAAGGAAUGCAGUUAUCAUAAAGCGAAAUGGCAGAUAUGUGACCUUUUUGCCUCAGAGCAUUCAAGCACAGUUUGCACGAGAACAGUUUAUAACAUUAUAUCAAAAGAUUGCAACAGGGCUGCAAAAUAGGACGUACGAUAACGUUACAAGAAUACAUGAACUUUGCCAAGCAGAAUUUCCAGAACUAGUAAUCACUCGUAAAGAUGGAAGGCAAGUGCAACUGACUGGCAACUUCAUUAGCCUUGAAAGAUUUGAGACACUUUUGAACGGGAGAUAUUCCCAGUACCAAACCCUAAAUAAAACAAAAGUUAAUGACACACCUUACAAGCAGAAUGUGAAACAACAGAAAUCAGUAGACCAAGCCAAAGAGGAGUCAUGUCCAAUUUGUUUGGAACCACUCAAGGCAUCUGAAUGUGAAACCUUGCCUAAAUGUAAGCACAGAUUUUGCAGAGACUGUUUGAAGAGAGCUUUCCAGUUGAAACCAGCUUGUCCGAUAUGCGGAGAGAUAUACGGCGAUCUUACAGGGACGCAACCAAAAGGAGGAACCAUGCAUGUCUCAAGGGACUGCUCCUCUUUGCCUGGAUAUGAAAGAUAUGGAACAAUCGUAAUUAGCUACUAUAUACCAAGUGGACAACAGGGGGACGAACACCCAAACCCAGGGAAGCCGUACCAGGGUGCGUCCCGCAUAGCUUACCUCCCUGACACACAAGAGGGGAACAAGGUACUGAAGCUUCUGGAUAGGGCGUUCAAGCAGCGACUCACUUUCACCAUUGGACGCUCGUCUACCACUGGACAGAACAAUGUGGUGACCUGGAAUGACAUUCACCAUAAGACGUCUCGUGAUGGAGGACCAACCCAUUAUGGCUACCCAGAUCCAGACUACCUGAAGCGAGUACAAGAUGAACUGAAAGCAAAAGGAAUUUACUGAUUACAUAAAACUGAACCUUGUAAUCAAUUCAGACACUAUUAUAACAACCAGCAGUCAUAAUAAAACAAGAACAAGAAUAAAGUAAUAUGGCAGUCUCAUGAACACUAAAGCAAAGCAAGGCACUUUUUACAGGCCUUAUUGAUGUUUAACGCAGUAUAGGAUGUAUGAGUAAGAGAAACAUAGUAAGAGGUCAUUUAAACGUUAAACAUUUUUGCAUUCUCACUGCACUGCUUUUUCAUUAUUUUUUUUAUAUAAACUUGCUCUCGACCAGGGGUGUCCAAACUCAGUCCUGGAGGGCCGGUGUCCUGCAGACUUUUGCUCCAGCUUGCCUCAACAUCUGCCUGGAGGUUUCUAGUAUGCCUAGUAAAGCCUUGAUUAGCUGGUUUAGGUGUGUUUAAUUGGGGCUGGAGCUAAACUCAGACAUGGACAUGUUUGACCAUUUGGUUAAUGUCUUUUGCAGUUUUGCUAAGUCAAUCUACAAUUAUUCUUAUGUAUGCAGUAUGUUUGUAGUUUUUACUGUAAACCUUAUAGUUUAAUGUCAGUACGAUAGAGGAUCACGUCUACAGCAAUAUAUAUUGUGGUUAUUUUCUACUAGAUGAAGUAAAAUGAAGUGUCAUGUAAUGUAUAGUAAGUUAUAAUAGAAACUCAGCAACAGAAGGAACAAACAUAAAUGUCUGUAAUGUUAAAACGACCUCUAAAAUGAUCUCUUCAGUGUCACCAGAGUGGAAACAACUGGUGUUCAUAAGAAACUUUAAUCAAACCAAGAACAACUCAUUUUAGUAACACUAAAUCAUUCCCGUUGUCUUUUUAAUAUUACCUGGUUUUUAUCUGGAUCAUUUAUUGUUUACUUUUGUUCUGAUUUUGGUUGAUUACAGUAUUUUUUAAUGGAUGUUUAUAUAUCCAUUGUUUGUAUUUUAUAUAUUUUAUGCAUCGGUUCAAUCUUUGUAUUAUUAUCCAAAAAAAAUAAAGAACUUC
Molecule: messenger RNA, 2372 nt
Organism: Labeo rohita (rohu)
Lineage: Eukaryota; Metazoa; Chordata; Actinopteri; Cypriniformes; Cyprinidae
Exons: 4
Coding region: 210-1397 (395 amino acids)
Biological process (GO): protein ubiquitination; Notch signaling pathway
Source: RefSeq, a predicted model, not a curated record